GCAGCUGACCCGCAAGGGAUCUGGUGGUGCGAGGUUUCUGGAAGCAGGGAGGUUGUCACCUUGCUUUUCACUCUCUGACUUUUCAGCACCACAUACCCACACGGCCCAGCGUAUAUGAAGAGCGUGGUGUGGGCAAUGGUGGCUGUCGACAACAAGCGUCACAGACAGCUUCACUCACACAUGAGCACGGUAUUCUCAAAAGCACAUUCUUCUCUUCACAACCGCACACUCGUAGAUGCCGGCACUACUAGCCAGCUGGAGGCACAAAAGGAACACCAAAGCCGGCCCAUGGCCAGCGCGCUGCAGCGGGUUUCGCACCUACUGCUGCACACCUGGCAGCUCGUCCAGCAGCGCUGCCUUGGAAUCAGUGGCCGAAGAUGACGCCAGCGCCACGCCCGUGUCAAUUCACGGCAUGGACAAAGAUGCCGAUAAGCAGACACUGAUGGUGGCAGCAAGCCCGCACCAGUCCGAGAAUCCCGAGAUCCCCACCACCUCGUCGCACAGGCCAUCGCAGAUCCGUACCUGUCCGAUCCCAGAGAAGCUCCGGCUGAAGAUGCUGGACACACCGGGUGACUCAGCCGGCAGCAGCUCGCCCACCGUCGUGUCACCUACGCACUGGACAGCGGAUGCGAUGCGCGGCAAUGUGCAGGACGGGCCGCGAGUCAGGCGCCGCGGCACAGUGAGCACGAUAAGCAGUAGCGUGAGCAGCACUAGGAGGGCAUCGAGGUUCAGCGUUUCGGCCAGCGAUAAGCAGGGCAUGUCACCAGGCGCCGCUGACCAGAUGCCGCUUGAGCGCGGUAUCGUGACUGCGACGCCCAUUGCACGGCGCACCAGCUCGCACAACACCGACUUGUCUACGCCCAGUGCCACGCCUACAUCGGUAAACAAGGACGCAGCGUCGGUCCUGUCAAACGCAUCCGAUGAUCAAUCGGCGCUGUUGGCAGGAUGGGAUGCUACAGCUACUACGGCGCGGCUGCCGUCUCGCUCCCGCAACCGCAGCCGGCGAUAUAGCGUAUUCGAUUUGUCGUAUGCCAGCCAAAAGUCAACCAGCGACGCCUUGGCAGGCUCACAGUCCACCAUUGACCAGGAUACGGCUGGCGAAAUGAUCGGGUCGGCGCAGUCCCGCCGCAAGUCUUCACUAAAGUCAAACUCUGGGUCAGCCACGUCGAUGGACACCAAGCAGGAGUCAGCGGGUGCGGCCUAGUGGCAGAUCCAGCUUUGACCUUGGCGCCGACGAGAUAGCGGCUGUGCGGUACUCUGCCGACAGCCCACUGGCCAGCUCGUCAGGUAUGUCCAGCAGCCAGGCCAGCAGCCAGCCGCUGUACGUGCAGACAGGCAUGGUGGCCCGACGCAUGCACAGUGAGCGCAGCUCGCCCAAACACACGCGCCGCCCAUCGCUUAACACAAGUGCAGUGUCGAAGCGAAGCAGUAUGGAGAGCAGCCUACGGCAGUUGUCGCGUCAGCCCACAUGCGACAUCCGAUCACGAUAGCGGCAGCAACAGCGGCAGCAUGCGUGGGCGGCGGCGCCCAUUCUCUUCUGACCUCCAUGCCUCGAAAUCAGGCCACUCGGCAGCAAACAUCAACACUCUGGCGCGGCUACGUGUAAGUGGGCCAGC
Molecule: messenger RNA, 1616 nt
Organism: Linderina pennispora
Lineage: Eukaryota; Fungi; Kickxellomycota; Kickxellomycetes; Kickxellales; Kickxellaceae
Exons: 1
Coding region: 236-1204 (322 amino acids)
Source: RefSeq, a predicted model, not a curated record